Molecule: messenger RNA, 2521 nt
Organism: Coffea eugenioides
Lineage: Eukaryota; Viridiplantae; Streptophyta; Magnoliopsida; Gentianales; Rubiaceae
Exons: 2
Coding region: 73-2508 (811 amino acids)
Molecular function (GO): protein binding
Source: RefSeq, a predicted model, not a curated record
UAAGCAAUAGUUUCUCGAUAAUCAAUUGAAACCGGGUCCCAUUGCAGAGUAGAAAAUUUUCAAUUCCCAGUGAUGGAGUGGAAAAGAAGAAGAUUAAACUCAAUUGGCUCCCUUUCACGAGCAGAAUAUGGGAUUUCCUGCAGAAUUACAGCCUCAGUUCUUGACCUUCCCACAUGCCUUUUGAUUGAUAUCUUUUCAAGGCUUCCAGUCACCACAAUUCUCAGCUGCAAACGUGUUUGCAAGGCAUGGUACACAUUUUUUUCAUCAGAAACGGAUUUUGCUAAUGUUUAUUUAUCAAACCCACCUUUCAGUAGUAUUGUAAUGUCCUUUGGAAAGUCUGCUUUUUGUUUUCUUGAACUCAAAGCGGAUUAUAACUACUGCCUUCCCCGAAAUAGUCCCAAGAUUUUUCGAAUCCCAGAUGGGAUUAAUGAGUGGACCGUGACUUUGUUUGGUUCUAGCAAUGGAUUGCUUUGUUUUUCUGCUUAUAGUUUAAAUAAGCAUGAGUAUAAGGUGUAUUUGUGUAAUCCAUUGCUUGGGGAAUAUGCUAUGCUCCCUCUGUCAAAUGUAGAGGAAAAAGACAGUAAGGUGGCGUAUGGAUUUGGGUUUAGUCCGAAAACGGGAGAGUAUAAGGUGUUUAGAAUUCUUAAUAGGAAAUGGAAUCCGGGUAAGACUGAAGCUCAGGUUUGUACAAUUGGCUUGGAUAAUGAUUGGAGGGUCUUAAAGGAAAGUGCCCCUCUUCCGCAUGCUAGGCAAUUGAUGGAUCGGAUAUAUGAUAGAUACCGAAUUUGUGAAGUUACUGUUAAUGGAGCUUUGCAUUGGAUAACUGAUUAUAUGAUUACGGGUGACUUCUUGUAUUCAUUUGACAUUGGUGACGAAAAGAUCCAGCCUGUUCCGCAACCUCGUGGUAUGGUAGUUGGAAAUGGUCGGGUGAGUUUGGGGGUUUUGAGGGGUUGCCUUUGUAUCUAUCAAAUUGCUUUCCCUCCUGUGUUAGAUAUUUGGUCAAUGAAGGAAUAUGGAGUUGUAGAAUCAUGGACUAAAGAGAGUAUCAUGGAAAGUUGCAUUCCACCUCGCAUGUAUCGAAGCCUAUAUCUUCCCGUCGUAAUUUGGAGAGCUGGAGAGAUGUUUAUGUGUACAGAAUAUGGGCACCUGUUUUCUUAUAGUCUGGAAGAAAAGAGAUCAACCAUCGUCUCAGCUUAUCUUGCGCAUGAUCAUUAUCGUUUUGCAGUUCCAUAUGCUCCGUGCUUCCUUUCGCUCAAGAAUAUUGUGAAGGCAGGAAAAGAGCAGGGAGUUGAUACAGAGCUUAACUUUGUUCUGGAGCAAAACAACAUCAAAGAUGCUUCAGCAAUUAAGCACUGGAGUACUACUACUGGAAUUAGGGAUUUGCCAAUCUUCAUUUUGCUGAAUAUUUUUUCCAGAGUCCCAAGCUCCACUGUUAUAUCAAUCAAGUGUGUUUGCAGGACCUGGUACAACUUGAUUUCAGAUCCUCAUUUUGCUGAUAGUUACUUCACUACUCAACAAUCUGUUAGUCUUGUGCUUUCCAAUAGAGAUUCCAUUUGCUCCUUUCUUGAACUCAAAACAGAUUGCUAUCGCAAUGCUCAACCUAACAUUGAAAAAAUUCUUGAAACACCUGCCCAGUUUUCAAAUAAGAGAGUAACAUUUAUAGGCUCUUGUAAUGGCUUGAUUUGUUUAUCUAAAAUCUCCCAUUCUGUGAAGAAGUGCAAACUUUAUAUUUUUAAUCCGCAAUUGAGAGAAUACACAAUGCUUCCUAAACUAAAAAUAUAUAAAACUUGUGAAGACGUCUAUGGAUUUGGAUAUUGUCCAGCAACUGGCCAUUACAAGGUCUUGAGAUUUCACACUACAAAAAGGCAGCCAAAAACAUCAGAAGCUCAAGUUCACACAAUUGGAAUUGAUUAUCGCUGGAGAACUAUAUGGAAAUGCCGCCUCCAUCCAGUGGCUGCAAAUUGGCCUAAGGACCUUAGCAAAGCACGAUUUUGUGGGGUUACUCUCAAGGGAGCUCUUCAUUGGAUGGUUGAAGAUUCUCACGAUCCUUACUUCAUAUAUUCAUUUGACAUGGAAGAAGAAGAUGUCCAUCCAAUUCCAUCUCCCCCAAUUAUUGGAGGGAGGGGCUGUUGGACUAGUCUUGGAGUUCUACGAGAUUUUCUUUGUGUAUUUCAUGGUACUUCCAAUCUUAAUUUGGAUAUAUGGUGGAUGAGAGAUUAUGGAGUUGUGAAUUCAUGGACUAAGGAAAGUGUUCUGGCAAGCUACAUCCCAGUUGGUCUAAAAGCUGGUGCAUUUUUACCUCUUUUUGUUUGGAGAAAUGAUGAGAUACUGAUGUCUACUGAUCAUGGGGCUUUAGUUUCUUAUUGUCCAAGAGACAGCAAAUGUACUGUACUUAAGAUUGAGCAUAAUGCUGGUGGCUACUUGACAGCAGCUCCACAUUUCUCUAGUUUUCUUUCAUUGAAGGCUGCUAUGAAAGGUGUAGAUUUGAAGGUGGUAAAGGUGAAGUGACCUUUUAGAGCCU